This is a messenger RNA of Rhinichthys klamathensis goyatoka, 774 nucleotides long. RefSeq names its product transmembrane protein 238-like. The coding region runs from base 176 to 643 and encodes 155 amino acids. The record is from RefSeq and is a predicted model, not a curated record. NCBI's taxonomy places the organism in Eukaryota, Metazoa, Chordata, Actinopteri, Cypriniformes, Leuciscidae. The transcript is spliced from 2 exons.
CGCUCUAUGCCACUCCCUUCCAGGUGAAGUGGUAAAAGAGAGUUCCUUCCUUCGCGCUGCUUACCUAUGAAACAAACGAAAACACUUUAAAACCCUUCCAAACGCUUCAUUUAGACGGCUGUUCGGCAAUUCAACAGUCCCAAACGACCGAAAUAACUAUAAAAACAGCUUGGAGAUGGAGGCAGCGCCGGGCGGUCUCGGGCGCUGCUCUUGCGCGUUCUGGCUCGCGGUGGCUUUCGACGUAUUUGGACUCAUCAUUUUAUUGCUUGGCGUGUUUGGAGAUUUGUUUUACUAUGACUUUUUGAUAUAUGCAGGCGCCAUCAUCAUUUUCCUGAGUCUCAUCUGGUGGGUUUUCUGGUACACGGGUAAUAUUGAGGUGCCCCCCGAGGAGCUUGAGGAUGAUGUGGGUUUGCUGAAGAAGGGCAGAGGUUUGGCAGGGGUUGUCAGGAGGUUCUCCAGUCGCCUCUCGAGCGGAAUCAGAAGCUCUUUCAGGAGAAAUGAGGGAACCCGAGGUCAAGGGUCAGCUCCCCGUCAAGCAAAGCUCAGAAGAGAAGGCGGUCAAGUACCAGUGGCUUUUGCAAUGACCUCUCAGGAUAAUGUGAGCACUGUGUCUGCGGCAGUGACAGAAACACACGUCAUAUGAACCAUCAGGAAUAGCUACAGGUUACAGAAGAGGAUAUUCAACCAUAUGGCAUUGAAGCAGAGUUUGGUUUUUCUCUCCUGUUGAAACAUUCAUUUUUUUGACUUAGGCGUUUUUAUUGAAAAUGUUUACAA